UCUACAUCCUCUCUCUUUCUUCCCCCCAAGUCUCUUAUCUCUUUCUUAUUUUUUCUUUCCGGCCUUAAUUCUCCCGUUCACGGCGGAGCUACCGCUUAAACCACCGUCCGUACACCGGCAUCCACCGUCCUUGCCGGAAUCCGUCGAUCUCUUUUUAGAUCUUUAUUUCACUUUCCCUCAAAUUCAUUCCCCUCCCUUCUCUAACACAAACGUUUUCAGUUUUUAAAGUAAUUUCUCUUCAAUUUUAAAAAGUUUUUGAGAGUUACGAGAAAUAUAAAAUAAAAAAGUAAAUAAAUAAUUAUCUUUUCUUCUCUUAACAUCGACGUUUCUACGGGCGAAUUUAGCAAACCUUUCAGAUGAGUUCAGAAAAGCAACCACGACGACUAUCAUGCGCCCCUUACUUUGAUGCCCUCUGGUUCUGCUACUCUCCAGUCCAUCAGAUGCAGCAGUACUAUAGAGUUGGUGUCCUUGAUAAUUGUAGUCAGAAAUGGAGUGCUCUCUUUGAUUGUCUGACUUUAAAAACCAAAAGGUUUUCUGAAGUGGAGGAAAUUUUGGAAACACGUGAGAAAGCAAAGCCUCACCUGUGGUCAUUUCGAACCCCAGAAGAAGCCGCGUCUCAUUGGAGAGAACUCUUUGAACAUCUAGAUGAAGAGUAAAAUCCCAAAGGCAUACCUUCUCCAGCGAUCCCUUAUUAGUUGCUAAGACCUUUUCAUCAGACAUUUGCCCAAUUGACACGAGAAAGAUCAUUUUCUACUCAUUAGAAAUAAUUCUCUUCCCAUUGAUUCAUGCUUCAAACAUGUUAUAGCGUGCAUGUUAUUAUCAAAUUAAAGAGUGGGUUUCUGAAGAGAUGCACCAGUUUAGUAUAGGAACUUUAUGUUGUAAAAUUCUCUUUUUUUGUUUUGUUUUUAAGAGAGAUAGAAGCCAGCAUGAACGAAAUUUCAACUGUCUUAACCGUUGGAGCAAGCUGACCUGAUCCGGAUGAAAUUGAGCUUAGCACAUCAAUAUGAAGAGAUGGGACAAAGCGUCAUUCAUCUUUCUCUUUGAUGUUGUUUUAGUGCCUGUACAUGGUGCUUCUGCUAAGAAGAGAGGACACUCACUGUUUGCUGAGUGACAGAAACCAGAAAAUGUCAAUUCCAAUGUCUCCCAGGAGGCAUCAUGACCUGGAGCCCAAUUUUCUGUAAAUGAUACAAUAAUAGAAGGUCCUUAGACAUAAUAGUUCUCAUUACAACAAUGAAGUUUUUGUUAUGUUGUCCUUGUUUAGACUUGAUAUCUGAUUUCUCAUAAAUGUUACAACAAUGGGAGGUCCUAAGACAUA
Messenger RNA from Nicotiana tabacum (common tobacco), 1315 nucleotides. Lineage: Eukaryota; Viridiplantae; Streptophyta; Magnoliopsida; Solanales; Solanaceae. The record is from RefSeq and is a predicted model, not a curated record.